AUGUGGUGGGCCGAGCGGCCUGAGCAGGGCUCACUUCGUGCCAUUAUUCAGGCACACAGUCGAAAAUGCAUCCUUGUCAGAGGCAUUGCUUGGACUGGGAUUCAUCUUCGCAUCUUGAAUGUUCGGUUCCAGCCAGGAGAUGAACAGCUAGCCAACGCGCGAAGCAUGUGGCAGACUUCUCCGGGCGAGAUCGCGGUGGCGGAAUAUCUAAAGAUCAAGUCGCUUCAACUGGACUUUGACGGAAGGGUUGUUGACUUUGUAUAUACGGAUGGGAUUUUUAAGAGCGACACCGGCGACUCUUGCAUUGCUUACGUUAAUCUAAAUACAGUAACCUUUCUGCGAAGAGCAUACAUCUGGGGGGCCCGGGGGGCCCAGCUAUCGCCAUCUAACACUCCUAUGAUACGCCUUCGACAAAAGAAGCAGCGUCAACUUACACCUCCAGACUUGGCCGAAGAUCCCUAUAUACUAUGCAUUUUGAUCGCCCUAGCUCAGAAACAACUAGAGGAUCGAGACCAGACAGACGAACCCUUACGGGUGUCUUUGCUUGCCCUUCCAGGAGCGCGAGCAAGCCACCUCUACUUUUACACGGCUUGCUUCCCCUUCAGCUUUCUGAACAAGUUUACCGAGCCCUCUCUAUUCCUCGAAUGCCCUACUGUUUCAAUUUCGUAUGUGAAAAUCCCUUUGGACAAGCCUGAAGAGUUCCUUUAUCACCUGAAAGGCGUGCUGCUUGAGACGGAUGUAUUGGGGACAGAGGAAGAGUCAUAG
Messenger RNA from Metarhizium robertsii ARSEF 23, 765 nucleotides. RefSeq lists its product as uncharacterized. Bases 1 to 765 code for a protein of 254 amino acids. The record is from RefSeq and is a predicted model, not a curated record. The transcript has 2 exons. NCBI's taxonomy places the organism in Eukaryota, Fungi, Ascomycota, Sordariomycetes, Hypocreales, Clavicipitaceae.